AUGCAACUUUUCACAGAGAUUAUCCCUCCUGCGUAUUUCCUGCCGGGGUUCUGUCUCACAGUGGCUGUCCUCGUGCUGUUGAGCUGCGUUCAGAAUGCCAUCCACAAUCUCCCAUACUACCGGAUUCCCGCUGUUGGGAUGAGCCGGUGGUCUCUAUUUGACCGACAGGCUAAUGUAUGUUUUAUGGCCUCGGCCAGGGCUUUGAUCCGUGAAGGCUUUGAACAGGUAGUACCCUCCUGGACAUAUCUAAGCUUCGGACUGAUACGCUGGGAUACGGCUCGAAUAGGGCCACACGAUGUUCCAAGCAAUGUUUCCCCACGGCCCUAUGUUAGUGCUUCAUCCAAACCACAGCUAAAUUGCUUUAUAGAACAGUACACGAUUCCUCUGGCCAGAGAAACGGAAUUAACGCUCGACGAACAUUUUGGCCAACCCCAAGAGUGGAAAUCCUAUUGUUUUGCCAGCGAAGUCCCUUACAUCGUCGCGCGCCUAUCGACCCUUGUCUUCCUAGGAGAGCAAGUGUGUCGCGAUACCGAAUGGCUCGAUAUAUCGGUGAACUAUACUCUGGACAUUUUCGGAGCAAUAACCGCACUAAGAGGUUGGCCACCUAUCCUCCGACCUGUCGUUCACUGGUUUCUGGAGCCUGCUCAGAAACUCAGGAAGCGUGUGCAAGUAGCACGACGGAUUGUCCAGCGGGAAAUGAGGAGGCGGCAACAUGAACACAAGCCCAGGCAGCCGGAUGCGCUGGACUGGCUUCACGAAGUCGCAGGCGGUCGCCACUUGGAUGUGACUACAGCGCAAAUCGGCUUGACACUGGUGACGAUCCACACCACCUCUAACCUCCUCACCAACGUCAUUUACGACCUGGCAGCGAAUCCGCAGUAUCUCCCUCCUCUGCGGGAAGAGAUCCAAUCGGUAUUGGAGACAGACGGUACAUUUCACAAGACCAGUUUGACCAAGAUGAAGCUCCUGGAUAGCGUGGUUAAGGAGAGCCAACGGUUGAAUCCACCGGGCCUGACUUCGCUACACCGCUACGCUAUGGAGGAGAUUACACUCUCGGACGCAACAGUCAUUCCAAAGGGUGCCAGUCUCGUUGUCUCCGCCCAUACUAUGCAAGACGAGAGCAUAUAUCUAAAUGCGCACACUUACGACGGGUACCGGUUUUAUCGGAAGCGGCAAGAGCCAGGACAUGAAAACAAACACCAGUUGGUGAUGACAAGCGCAGAGCACUAUGGUUUUGGGCAUGGCGUACGCGCCUGUCCCGGUCGGUUCUUCGCAACAAAUGAGAUCAAAAUUCUUCUCGCGCACAUCAUCUUGAAAUAUGACAUCCGCUUCCCCGAUGGACAAUCCCGCCCUGCUAAUUGGGAGAUUGGACAGGACCUGUGCCCCCAAGAAACGGGCCGCAGCCGAGAGAUCGCGUCCGGUGGAAGUAAUAGCCAAAUAGUAACGGCUAAAGGCGCCUGGAAAGUCAAUAUUGCUCCACGAAAAUCAGAGCGCCAAUACAAACAACUACUAAACUCAAUGCCUUUCGGUGCGGAGGACUAA
Molecule: messenger RNA, 1542 nt
Organism: Aspergillus niger
Lineage: Eukaryota; Fungi; Ascomycota; Eurotiomycetes; Eurotiales; Aspergillaceae
Exons: 5
Coding region: 1-1542 (513 amino acids)
Molecular function (GO): monooxygenase activity; oxidoreductase activity, acting on paired donors, with incorporation or reduction of molecular oxygen; heme binding
Source: RefSeq, a predicted model, not a curated record